ACUAGUUCUUUGGUUCAAAUACAAAAAAAGAAACAACCCUACAAAAUAACAAUGGCAUUCUUUAUUGGAGCUCUAUGCACCUUAGCAAUUAGUGCCAUCGCCUCAGCAGGUAUUGUACCUGGUUAUGGAUUAGGAUAUGGAGCUGCAGGUUUAGGAUACGGUGCAGCUGGUUUAGGAUAUGGUGCAGCUGGUAUAGGAUAUGCUGGAGCUGGACUAGGAUAUGCUGGAGCUGCAGGCCAUGGUGUGGACUAUUACUCAUAUCCAAAAUACUCUUUCAACUAUGGUGUCAAAGAUGCACAUACUGGUGAUGUAAAAUCUCAAUCAGAAGUACGUGAUGGUGAUGUAGUCAAAGGACAAUACUCUUUGGUUGAACCAGACGGUUCAGUACGUGUUGUAGACUACACAGCUGAUGACCACAAUGGUUUCAACGCAGUAGUUAAGAAAGUUGGACCAACAGUUCACUAUGCCCCAGCACCAGUUGCCCAUGGUUAUGUUGCUGGUUUAGGUCAUGGUUUAGCUGGUGGCUAUGGUGCAUAUGGCGGCUAUGGACACUUUGCAAAGUUUUUGGGAGUUUUACUGUUUGUUAGUUUUACGUACGCUGGAUAUGUGAAACAUGAGCCAAUUGAUUAUUAUUCACAUCCAAAAUAUGCCUUCAAAUAUGGUGUAGCUGAUCAUAUAACAGGUGAUGUAAAAUCGCAGCAUGAAGAACGGGAUGGGGGUGUUGUUAAAGGAUCAUAUUCUUUGGUCGAGCCUGAUGGUUCAGUUCGUACAGUGAAUUAUGUUGCAGAUCCAGUGAAUGGCUUUAAUGCCGUAGUGAGUAAAAGUGCACCAACUGUUCAUGUAAAACCAGCUCCAGUUGUUGUGAAACCAGCUCCGGUGUUUGUUAAGCCAAUUGUCGUUGCGGAAAAGCCAAUUAUUAAAGCAUAUGAACCUCAUCAUCAACCUAUUUAUUCUAUAUCGAAGGCCGCCGUUCACGCUUUACCUAAUUACGUUGAUUAUGAUAGUGGAUAUUAUGGUGACACUCAUGGCUAUUAUGGCGACAGUGGAUAUGGCAGUCAUUAUAAUUAUUAUUAGUAAACCAUAAAUAAA
Messenger RNA from Chrysoperla carnea, 1089 nucleotides. RefSeq lists its product as uncharacterized. The record is from RefSeq and is a predicted model, not a curated record. The coding region runs from base 52 to 1074 and encodes 340 amino acids. Gene Ontology annotation, cellular component: extracellular matrix. Lineage: Eukaryota; Metazoa; Arthropoda; Insecta; Neuroptera; Chrysopidae. The transcript is spliced from 8 exons.